ACGCUUUUGAUGGCGAGGAUCCUCUUGAUAAGUAUAAGGUCUACGUAUUAGGUAUUCUCAGAGGGCACGUUACCAAGUAAACAGUGAUAGUCGUAUUGCCUGGUUCAUGGUUGAUGCUUGAGACGCACGUGAACUCGGGGCGGUUUCAUCGGCCAAGCCCAAAUUCCGCGGGCGGCGGCGGUCACACUGCAGUGCCACUUGAAUCGUGUGCCAGUCACACACAUUAUUUGUACUGCGCUGCGUAUGGUGCUGUGCCAGUGCGACAACUUGCCCGCCGCCCCGUUUUAUUUUGUUGCUAGCCCGCUCUUCAAGUUCAUCUCUGCGCAGUCUCUCUACAAGGGCAGCCUGCUUGUCUGACUCACUGCCACUGUGCACUGUCGCCAGAAGCAUACAGACCAUGGCUGACUCUCAAGAAACCCCCAAGGUCGACGCUCAGGAAGCCCCCAAGGCUGACCUGCCCACCCGCGAGAAAGAACCCAAGACCAAGGCUGAGAAGAAGAUGCAGGCCAAGAACAAACCUGAGAAGCCGAUCGGCAAGGCAGAGGCCAAACUGCCUCAGGGCGGGAAGGCAGGCAAGGCCAAGAAGAAGAUGGAAGGGGCAGCAUUGAUCGGUAUCGACGUGUCCAAGGAUGUCGACUUUUCCGAGUGGUACCAACAGGUCUUGCUGAAGGGCGAUAUGCUCGACUACUACGACAUUUCGGGAUGCUACAUCUUGAAGCCGGCGUCGCAGUUCAUCUGGGACGAAAUUCGGGCGUGGUUUGACGCCAAAAUCAAGCAGAUGGGCGUCAAGAAUUGUUCGUUCCCGCUGUUCGUUUCCGAGGAUGUAUUGAACCGGGAAAAGGAGCACAUUGAGGGUUUCGCAGCCGAAGUUGCUUGGGUCACCCACGGCGGCAGCACAAAGCUCGAGAAGAAGAUCGCCAUUCGCCCGACUUCCGAAACCGUCAUGUACCCUUACUACGCCAAAUGGAUCCAGAGCUACCGCGACUUGCCUCUAAAGCUCAAUCAGUGGAACUCGGUCGUCCGAUGGGAGUUCAAGCAUCCUCAACCGUUCCUACGAACGCGGGAGUUCCACUGGCAAGAAGGCCACACUGCACAUUUGACCGAGCAGGAAGCGGGCAAAGAAGUCCUAGAGAUCUUGGAUCUGUACGCUGCUGUCUACGAAAAGCUUCUGGCCGUCCCAGUCAUCAAGGGCAGAAAGACGGACAAGGAGAGGUUCGCGGGAGGUCUGUACACCACUACCGUGGAGGGCUACAUUCCGGCCACGGGGCGGGGCAUCCAGGGCGGGACGUCGCACUGCUUGGGACAAAACUUCAGCAAAAUGUUCGGCAUCACCGUUCAAGAUCCUAAUGCGAAGACUGAAGAGGAGAAGAAGAACAACCUGUACGUCUGGCAGAACUCGUGGGGUCUGUCCACUCGUACCAUUGGUGUCAUGGUCAUGAUCCAUGGAGACGAUCGAGGCCUGGUUCUCCCACCUCGUGUCGUUGAGACGCAGGUGGUGAUUGUGCCUGUCGGAGUCACAGCGAAGAUGUCUGAUGAAGAGAAGCAGGCCUUGUACAAGGAGAUUGAAGGACUGAAGGAAGUGCUCAAGGCUGUCAAUGUCCGCGUGGAGGCUGACUUCCGUGAGGGAUACUCUCCAGGCUGGAAGUUCAAUGAUUGGGAGCUGAAGGGUACUCCGCUGCGUCUUGAGUUCGGCCCGGGCGAGAGCAAGGGUCACUUCGUGACGGCUGCUCGACGAGAUCUCCCCAAGGAAGAGAGCAAGAGCCAGAUUGCCAUCAGCGAGCUGAACACGGCUGUGCCUCAACUGUUGGAUACCAUUCAACAAGACCUCUACGACCGCGCUAAUGCCAAGUACAAAUCCCACAUCAAAAAGAUCACGGACUGGGAGGAAUUUGUGCCGGCACUCAAUGAGAAGAAUGUCAUCCUCCUGCCCCAUUGUCUGACGGAGGAGUGCGAAGAUCAAAUCAAGGACCUGAGUGCACGCAAGGCAGAGGAACAGAGCGGUGUUCCGCAGGACGAGCGGGCUCCAAGCAUGGGAGCCAAGAGUCUCUGCAUUCCAUUUGAGCAGCCUGAAGGCAUCGAGAAGGGCGUGACCAAAUGCGGGAACCCCAACUGCUCGAGAACUGCCGAGGCCUGGUGUAUGUUUGGUCGUUCGUACUAGAUGAGAGCAAAGGAGAUGAUACGAAAAGUGGUUGCCGCCGGAGUCUAGGGCAUUCAAUUCGGCAGAGGAGAUUCAGUAGCAUGAGUGAGAUGAUGAUGACAAUACGUUGACUUGCCUCGAGAUACCAUUAACAUCUGCUUGGUUGAGCACUGGCGCAUGAUCAGGAUCAAGGUCCAUUGCUAGUAUUCUCUUGCUUAUCGCGUCUGUCCUGAUAUGCAACCAGCAUCAUAUCGACUGUUUCAUGCUUGCUCCCUGCAUCUAACACACAGUGGCCAAUAACAGAAGGAGAUGUUGUUGCUCAACGUUAUCAGACCUGCUUGGCUGAGGGUUGGGAGGCAUGAUGAUACGCUCAGAAGCGUAGACCUCUCGAUCGCGAUACGUUGACACGAGUAGGUGACUCGCAGCAACCUGCUGGCGUAAAAGGGACGAUAAGGUGGGAGGCGAGCCGGCGUCGGCUGAAGUGCAAAUCACGAGCACGAGAUGACUUCUGGACGCAAGAAAUGGGCUGGAUUGGACGAGCAGAAGCAAGGACUGGAUGGUAGCACUGUAGUCGUAUCUAUGGGCUCAUUCGGGGUGGAUGUUGGGUGAUGGCUCGCCUGCGCUUCUGCUCUCAGCCAGUGUCAGCAACGCAACCGCCAACGUGCCCGGCGAACUUCUACUAAAACGGCCCCUCGUUCUCCAUCUCGCAACUUUC
Messenger RNA from Exophiala dermatitidis NIH/UT8656, 2852 nucleotides. RefSeq names its product prolyl-tRNA synthetase. The coding region runs from base 398 to 2158 and encodes 586 amino acids. The transcript has a single exon. NCBI's taxonomy places the organism in Eukaryota, Fungi, Ascomycota, Eurotiomycetes, Chaetothyriales, Herpotrichiellaceae. The record is from RefSeq and is a predicted model, not a curated record. Gene Ontology annotation, cellular component: aminoacyl-tRNA synthetase multienzyme complex; cytoplasm. Gene Ontology annotation, molecular function: ATP binding; proline-tRNA ligase activity. Gene Ontology annotation, biological process: prolyl-tRNA aminoacylation.